Paraphaeosphaeria sporulosa is the source of this 2345-nucleotide messenger RNA. Its product is annotated as PTR2-domain-containing protein. Lineage: Eukaryota; Fungi; Ascomycota; Dothideomycetes; Pleosporales; Didymosphaeriaceae. Gene Ontology annotation, cellular component: plasma membrane; fungal-type vacuole. The transcript has 2 exons. Gene Ontology annotation, biological process: oligopeptide transport; transmembrane transport. Bases 237 to 2066 code for a protein of 609 amino acids. The record is from RefSeq and is a predicted model, not a curated record. Gene Ontology annotation, molecular function: dipeptide transmembrane transporter activity; tripeptide transmembrane transporter activity.
CACAAGUCGACUCGAAAACUCCGAAUGCAUCGCCUCACCGAAAUUGGACCCUUUGAAGAUUCCUGAGGCAAGUCUACAGUAUUUCGCUGGAUUGUCGAGCCUGUCUCCGGAAAGCACAGCCCGUCGAUAGUCGUGCCCCUAAGCGCCGGCAUGCGCCAUUGCGACAACAUAUGAUGAAAAGAGCCUGAAAUUGCUGUGCUACUUGACGUAGCGAUUGAGCUAGCUGAACACUGGCGAUGCACCCAGGAUGGGGUCAGGAGGAUCGGGGCGCAUAUACCACCGUUGCGCAGACCGAAGAUGCAAGCGCGGAAUUAGCAGCGCACGGGAAGGAGAUCCAAAAUGGUGCGCCUAGUCUUGCAAAUGGUCACAGCAACGGGCAAAUUGGCUCCUCUUCGGGUCCAGAUCCAUACGAUGACACACCAACAGCAGAAGAUUACGCAUUGCUACCUAAAGUGGCCGACAAACUUCCCUGGGGAGCCUUCCUUGUUGCCAUUGUGGAACUCUGCGAGCGUUUCGCAUACUAUGGUCUCUCUGGUCCCUUUCAGAAUUACAUGGCGAAUGAAUACAAUGACCCGAAUGGCCUCCCAGGAGCCCUAGGCCUGAAGCAAUCCCGCGCAACCGCGCUCUCAAAUUUCUUUCAGUUUUGGUGCUACAUUACUCCAACCCUGGGUGCGAUCGUUGCAGAUCAGUACCUUGGAAAGUAUCUGACCAUCAAAUACUUUUCGGUACUAUACAUGCUUGGAAUAGUAAUAUUAUUCGUCACAAGCUUGCCCUAUUCCAUUGAGCAUGGGGGUGCAUUCCCAGGACUCAUCACCGCCAUGGUCAUCAUUGGACUUGGCACAGGGGGGAUCAAGAGCAAUGUCUCCCCGCUCAUUGCGGAGCAAGUACAGUCUACAAAACCUUUCAUAAGGCAUCUUCCAAGCGGCAAGCGCGUUAUUGUGGACCCGGAAGUCACGGUGCAGCGGAUCUACAUGAUCUUUUACAUGUGUAUCAACGUUGGAUCUAUAUCUGCGAUUGCCACUACAACACUUGAGCUGCACGUUGGCUUCUGGGCCGCGUUUCUCCUGCCACUGCUCAUGUUUGUUGUGGGAUUUUGGGUCCUCGUAUCAGGGCGCAAGACAUAUGUAAUCAAACCGCCACAGGGAGGCGUAAUAAAGAACUGUCUCAAAGCCCUUUGGAUCGCUGCCCGGAACCGCUUCGACCUUGACAGUGCGAAGCCGUCACUCCAAGGACCCGGCCAACAGAGGCAUCGCAUAACCUGGGAUGAUAGGUUCAUCGAUGAGCUCAAGACUGCAUUAGUGGCUUGCAAAGUUUUUCUCUUCUUUCCGAUCUACUGGCUCGCAUUCUCGCAAAUGAUGAACAAUUUCGUUUCCCAAGCGGGCCAGAUGCAACUCCACGGCCUCCCAAACGACAUCCUCCCAAACAUCGACCCCGUAACCCUCAUCGUUCUAAUCCCUAUCGUCGACCGCCUCGUCUACCCCUUCAUCCGCACGCGCCUCCACCUCGCCCUCACACCCAUCACGCGUAUAACCUGGGGCUUCCUUAUCGCCUCGCUCAGUAUGGCGUACGCCGCUGUGUUGCAAUCACGCAUCUACGCCGCCGCACCCUGCUACUCCAGCCCCUCCAACUGCGACGCCGGAAAGAUCAGCGAGGGCAAAUACGAACCGAACCAAGUCCAUGUCGCAUGGCAGGCCCCCGCGUACGUCCUCAUCGCGCUGAGCGAGAUCCUGGCCAGUAUCACCGGGCUGGAGCUCGCGUACGCGAAGGCGCCCGAGAACAUGAAGAGUUUCAUCAUGAGCCUGUUCUUGCUGACCAGCGCGGCGGGGAGCGCGCUGGGCAUCUUUAUUGCGCCGUUUGGGACGGAUCCGCAUUUGGUGUGGUUUUAUGGGGGGCUGGCGGUUGCGGCUGGGGCUACGGGUGGGGUGUUCCACUGGAUGUUUAGGGGGGUGGAUCGGGGAGUGGAUGGGAGGAGGAAGGGGGUAAGUGUGGAGAGUGCGGAGGAGGAGAUUGAGUUGUUGGAAAGGGAGAGUGGGGAGUAUCGGGAGGCGGCUGAGGCGCGGUUGUAGGCUUGUUGUUUCUGCCUGCGAGGUACAGCUAUCAUAAAUUUAGGAACCAGGUCCGCCAGCCGAGGUGUAACACUCGUGUGUCUGUAUGGGCGAACUGUGCGAUUCACCGAGACGCUAGAAGGCAAGAUGGCGCUAGAUACUCGACGUUCAGAUGCCUUGCACAACGCUGCGAAACGAUCAAACGCUCGAACGUGCCGCCCGACUCAAAACGAACGCACAGUCAUACAACAUUGUUCUCAGAACAGUGGGCGAUUCGAAACAGCGGGCGUCGCUUCGCAC